Messenger RNA from Amborella trichopoda, 1713 nucleotides. RefSeq names its product RNA-binding (RRM/RBD/RNP motifs) family protein. Gene Ontology annotation, molecular function: RNA binding. The record is from RefSeq and is a predicted model, not a curated record. Gene Ontology annotation, cellular component: nucleus. NCBI's taxonomy places the organism in Eukaryota, Viridiplantae, Streptophyta, Magnoliopsida, Amborellales, Amborellaceae.
CCCUUACCUUCUCAUUUUCCAUCUGCACCCUUCUUCCCUUACCUUCUCACAGAAGAGAGACAUCCCUUACCUUCGAGACAGAGACCGUCUUUCCCCUACUUUGCAUAGAGACCGUUUUUUCUUACCUUUGCACAGAGACCGUUUUUCCCUACCUUUGCAACGUUUGCACAGAUAGAUAUAGAGAGCGUUUUUCAGAUUCAAAUAGAGGGAAAUGGAUUCUAAAAAGAGAAAGACUGAGGAGAAUGGCUCGGGCACAAUCUCAGUGGAAGACGCUCGCAAGAUCAUAGAGCCUUUCACACAAGAGCAGCUUCUCGACAUCCUUCAGGAGGCGACUGCUCGCCACCCUGAUGUCCUUGACCUGGUGCGUGCCAUUGCUGACCGUGAUCCCACCGAUCGCAAGCUCUUCAUCCGAGGCCUUGGCUGGGACACCACCACCGAAUCCCUGCGCACCCUCUUCUCUCAAUAUGGUGAGAUUGAAGAGGGGGUCGUCAUCCUAGAUAAGGCCACUGGAAAAUCCAAGGGUUACGGAUUUGUCACCUUCAAGCACAUCGAUGGUGCCCUCAAUGCCCUAAAAGAACCUAGCAAAAAGAUUGAUGGAAGGAUGACUGUGACUCAACUUGCUGCAUCAGGCAACCAGCCCUCGGUUCCCUCAGUUGAUGUGUCGGCUCGCAAGAUAUUUGUGGGAAAUGUGCCGUUUGACAUGCCUGCUGAUAGACUCCUCCACCACUUUUUGCAGUAUGGGGAGGUUGAGGAGGGGCCAUUAGGGUUUGAUAAGCAAACAGGGAAAUCACGAGGGUUUGCGUUGUUUGUUUACAAGACGGUGGAGGCAGCAAAGGCUGCACUUGAGGAGCCGAAUAAGUCUGUGGACGGGCACCAGCUUGUGUGCAAGCUUGCGGUCGAUGGGAAAAAGGGCAGACCUCUUGCCGGGCAAGAGAACCCAGUCCCUGAACCCACGGGGCUUGGGGGCCUAAGUGGACCACCAACCAAUCCCCCUCCCUAUGGGCUUGGUCACUCGGGCUAUACUCAACCCGGCAUGGCUGGCCCUUCGUUAGGGCACCAUCUAAACUCGCCUUUGCAAUCAUCGGUUGCAACACCUGGGCUUUCGUCAUUGAGGGGCGGGGUUUCGGGGCCCAUGCCUUCGACGCUUGGUGUUGGUGGUGGGGCUUAUGGGGCUGGGCACCAUACUUCAGGGUUGGGGGCUUAUGGGUCUUCCCAGGCUUAUGGGCAUGGGGCUGGUGUUGGCUAUGGGGGAAGUGGUGGUGGGUCGAUGUAUGGGCUUCCACCAAGCUCACAAGGUGUUGGCAGUUAUCCCGAGCCGGGUCACUAUGGGGCCCUUUCAUCGACAACCUCAUACCAAAGUCAGCACCAUCACCACCCACCAUCUGGUGCAUCUCCGGUUCCAAGGGUGCCUUCCGGAGCAGCUUAUCCUCCGUAUUACUAGGUGUUUUACAGCUGUUGCGCCGGAAUUGCUUUGAAUGGUUGUGGUGAAUGACGACAUUGUAUCUCUCUGCUGUGAUGAAUGGUUUAUCAAACUUUUCUGGCAACUCUUUUUUCUGAUGGUUUUUAUCUUGGUAGCUGGGUUGAUAGUAUAAACAGUAGAUUAUGUAGUAGUUUCCCUUCUGGCAUUUGAACCUUUGGGCUGUUUGUGCACCCUCUCCCGAUUUGUCUAAAUACUUGUUUUGUUAUGGCAUGGGCACAAUCUCUCUCUCUCUU